Molecule: messenger RNA, 1374 nt
Organism: Eimeria mitis
Lineage: Eukaryota; Apicomplexa; Conoidasida; Eucoccidiorida; Eimeriidae
Product: DNA replication licensing factor, putative
Exons: 7
Coding region: 1-1374 (457 amino acids)
Cellular component (GO): nucleus; MCM complex
Molecular function (GO): single-stranded DNA helicase activity; ATP binding; single-stranded DNA binding
Source: RefSeq, a predicted model, not a curated record
AUGAAGAACAUUUCUAGGCUCACAGGGUUUCUCGUCGGCACAUGCAGCCCCGGAGACCGCAUUUGCUUAACAGGGAUAGUGCAUGCACGUCAGUCUCCUGCGGUGUCUGCGCACCUUGCUGCUCCGCAUGCAGUUCACAGCGGCCGCUUAGGCGGCAGCAAAAGUUUAUAUACUUUAUACUUACACGCUGUGUCUGUGUAUCCCCUCGACUGGCGGCUGCUGCAGCAGCAGCUGCAGCAGCACCGCAGCAGAUGCAGCAAAUAUAGAAACGCUCCUGCUGCGCUGCUGCCGCUGCCUGCAACAGUUGCUCGGCAGCCGCUGCUGUGGAAAGAUUUUGCUGCUGCUGCUGCUGCUGCUGCUGCUGCAGCAGCAGCAGAAACAAAUGAAGAAAACGAAGCAGCAGAUGCGACACAAGAUGAUUCUCUCGCUGCAGCAGCAGCAGCAGCAGCAGCAGCAGCAGGAACAGCAGCAAAAGGAGAAGGAGGAGGAGGAGGGAACGGACAGGAGACAGAUGCAUUUGUUGCUGCAGCAGCAGCAGCAGCAGGAGAACGUUUGCUGCAGUUUAUAAGAGAUGUCUAUACACUCGAGAGCCGCCGCUUUGAGCUUCUUGUUGCUUCUAUUGCCCCCUCCAUAGUAGGCAGACAUAUUGUUAAAGCAGGAGACGCAGGAGUAGGCAAGAGCAGGCUGCUGCAGGCAGCAGCAGCAGCAGCAAACACCAGCAGCAGCAGCAGCAGCAGCAGCAGCAGCAGCAGCAGCAGCAGGGGCAUGCGCAGCAUCUUUGUCUGCGGCAAUACUUCUUCUGCUGCUGGCCUCACUGCUGCUGCUAUCAGAGAACCAGGCACAGGAGAACUCGUCAUUGAAGCAGCAUCCCGCAACACAAAACCACCACCAGCAGCAGCAGCAGCAGCAGCAGCAACUGCAGCAGAAACAGCAGGAUGCUUUGCUGCUGCUGCUGAGGGAGCCUCAACCGACAGCUCGUGUCUAGAGGAGAGACUCAUAGCCACAGAGUCUGCUGACCUGCUGCCGCUGUCGCUGCUGCAAGACUACAUAUACUACGCUCGGGAGCACGUACACCCCAAGCUGUCUCCAGAAGCAGCAGCAGUUAUAAAAAAAUAUUUUUUUAUGCUGCGGCAGAAGCAGCAGCAGCAGCAGCAGCAGCAGCAACAGCAGCAGGGGCUGCGAGUCGCCACAAGACAGCUCGAAUCCUUAAUCCGGCUCUGCCAGGAUGCAUUGAAGUGCGCGGGGGUGCUGGUGAGACAGGCGGAGGCUUGUGUUGCUGCUGAGGCUGUUGUUGCUGCAGCAAACGAGGUGGGGUUGCUGCUGCGGAGACAGGGGAGAUGGGUGCUUGAUAGGGCCCUUCUAAACCACAUCUAA